CUACAAAGGCUACUAUUUUAUCUGGGAUGUGUUAACCAGAAUUUUUUUUUUAUGACUAGAUACUUCAGGUUUAGAGAGAGAGAGAGAGGAAAUGCCCUCAUGUCUAUAAAAGGGGAGUGUGACCGAAUCAGUCUUAAGAACAAUAUACAAAAGGGGAAACAGUUGCAUAUGAAAUGUACCGUCACAAAGAACACAGCAGAGGACUUAAUGAAGUAGCAAAACGCCUUCUGAACUUUGAGUCAUAUUAACCAUGGGAACAAUCUUUCUAUCUUCUACAACAAAUCAAACUCAAAAUGAAACUUGUGAUUUAUAUGAACAUAAAGAUUCAGCAAGUAUUUUAUUGCCUAUUUUCUACAGUGUUCUUUUCGUAAUUGCAGUACUUGGAAAUGGACUUGCUCUCAUUGUGAUUGUAAAAAAUAGGAAAAAAAUCAAUUCAACCACUAUUUACUCAACAAAUCUUGUUGUGUCAGACCUUCUUUUUACAACAGCUUUACCUGCAAGAAUAGUAUACUAUGCACUGGGUUUCCAUUGGCCAUUGGGAGAGGUACUCUGUAAAAUUACAGCCCUUUUCUUUUAUAUCAACAUUUAUGCAGCUGUGAAUUUUAUGACAUGCUUGAGUAUCGAUAGAUUUGUAGCCGUGGUUCAUCCUUUAAAAACCAAGUUCAGAAAAGUUAAAAGUGCAACAUACAUUUUUUGCUUUGUGUGGUUUCUUGUAUUUGCCCAAACUCUCCCAUUGCUUACACUACCCAUGUCACACAAAGAAGAAAAAAGGGUGACGUGCAUGGAAUAUCCAAACUUUGAAAAAAUUGAACAACUCCCUCUGAUGCUUCUAGUUGCCUGUUUACUUGGAUAUGUGAUUCCCCUUGGAAUUACAAUAAUCUGUUAUUCAAAAAUCAGUUACAAACUCUGUCAAACUGCAAAGCAAAACCCACUAGCAGAAAAAUCAGGAACAAACAAAAAGGCAAUUAAUACAAUUAUCUUCAUCAUCGUUGUAUUUGUAAUCUGUCUUACUCCUUAUCAUCUUGCCAUUAUUAUAUACAUGAUUAAGAAGCUUGUGCAAGGAAAUAUUCCCUGCAGCCAUCAGAAGAUCUUUCAAAAGACGCUCCAUUAUACUGUGUUCCUGAUGAACUUAAAUUGCUGCAUGGAUCCUUUCAUCUAUUUCUUUGCUUGCAAAGGAUACAAAAGGACAAUAAUGAAAAUACUGAGGCGUCAAGGAAGCAUUUCAGAAUCAAGUGCUGCCAGAACUGUUGCUGAUGAAAGCUCCCGGGAUGUUGGAGACACAAAACUAAUUCCCCUUUCAACAUCUUUAAAUGGAAAAAGGUUAACCCAAGCCCUUUCAUUUUGAACAUGCCUCCAGAAUUUGAUUUCAAAAAUGCUGGAAAUAGCAAGAAUCAUCAUAGCAAGAAAGGCAAAGAAAGAAGAGAGAAAAAUCCAAUUGUACAUU
Notechis scutatus (mainland tiger snake) is the source of this 1444-nucleotide messenger RNA. RefSeq names its product G protein-coupled receptor 183 (gene GPR183). Lineage: Eukaryota; Metazoa; Chordata; Lepidosauria; Squamata; Elapidae. Gene Ontology annotation, cellular component: membrane. The record is from RefSeq and is a predicted model, not a curated record. Gene Ontology annotation, molecular function: G protein-coupled receptor activity; oxysterol binding. Gene Ontology annotation, biological process: G protein-coupled receptor signaling pathway; B cell activation involved in immune response.